Molecule: messenger RNA, 1674 nt
Organism: Candidozyma auris
Lineage: Eukaryota; Fungi; Ascomycota; Pichiomycetes; Serinales; Metschnikowiaceae
Gene: CDC7
Product: serine/threonine protein kinase CDC7
Exons: 1
Coding region: 1-1674 (557 amino acids)
Biological process (GO): mitotic DNA damage checkpoint signaling; protein phosphorylation
Cellular component (GO): nucleus
Molecular function (GO): protein serine/threonine kinase activity; ATP binding
Source: RefSeq, a predicted model, not a curated record
AUGGAGGGCCUCACUACCUUUAAGAAGCUUCGUGAGCGCGUAUCUCCUCUAAAAGAGGUGGACGAGAACGCGUCGAACUUGGCUUUGCUAAGUACUGAGCUGUACAGCGAUCACCGUAUCAAGAAACGCCAGAGCUCGGAUCCCUUUGACGAUAGGGUGUCUAAAAGGAAAUCAAAGCCAAAUUCCAACAAGUCACUGUCUUUAAGAGACUCACGAUUUAUUCGUGACGAAAACCUCAAAUCGUUGUCCCGCGAGAAGACGCCCUCGGAGACGAAGCCUGAUGAGAAGAAACCUGAGGAACAUGUUGAAACAAAUGUAUCUGAACCCGCAGAGGAUGACGAAAACAUACCCUUAGAAGUGCUUGAGGAAAUGCAUAAACUCGAGGAAUCUUUCCCCGUUUUGGCAGAGAAAUAUCGCCUUAUAGACAAGAUCGGCGAGGGCACGUUCUCUACCGUGUACAAGGCUGAGGCUGUCAAUGGAGCCGUUUUACUUGGUUCUCAGAUGUGGAAGUCGCCUCCACUUCAAAAAGUUCCAUCUAAACGAAGCAAAAAGCCAAAGAGAAAGAACCCGUUGGUGGCUCUCAAGCAAAUCUAUGUGACUUCGUCGCCUAACAGAAUCUACAACGAGCUUAACCUUCUCUACAUGCUCAGUGGGAACUCGCAUGUUGCUCCUUUGCUUGACAUUUUACGUCUUCAAGACCAGGUCCUAGCCAUUCUUCCUUAUUACCAGCAUGCUGACUUCCGGGAUUUUUACAGAGACAUCCCCAUCAAGGGCAUAAAGAAAUACAUGUGGGAGCUUUUUCAAGGGCUCGAAUUCGUCCACAGCAAAGGAAUCAUGCAUCGUGAUUUGAAACCAACAAAUUUUUUGUACGAUCCAUUCAAGGGUAAGGGAGUACUCGUGGAUUUCGGUUUGGCCGAGAAAAUGCCCCUGGCGUACUCUCUGAGUAAUUCAAGAUCAGCCAACACGUGUCCAUGUCUAUCCGAAGAAAAGUCUUUGCGUCGAGUUCUGACAAAGCGCCUCAAUAUAAAGGCUGCUUAUCCUAAGGUAGAUCAACGUCCUCCUCGACGGGCAAAUAGAGCUGGCACAAGAGGCUUCAGAGCGCCAGAAGUUCUUCUUAAGUGUACAAACCAGUCCACAAAAAUAGAUGUGUGGUCCGCCGGUGUCAUCGGUCUCUCGUUGAUUUCCAGGAAAUUUCCUCUUUUCAACUCUCCAGACGACAUUGACGCGCUAAUAGAAAUUCUCUUGAUCUUCGGCCAGGAUAAACUUCAAAAAGCUGCCGAAUUGCAUGGGUGUGGGUUGGAAGUCAACUUGCAAGGCGCAGUGGCAACGAGCUUCAACGGAAACCUUGUCAAGUUCUUGUCAUCAGUUCUCCACCACGAGAAAGAAAAUGAGAGUAUCCCUACUGAUAGUGUUAUUCAUGACACGCUUGCAUAUCUCGAUCCAAGGCAGCAUGUCUUGAUCAAACCCACAAUUGAAACAUCAGACGUCACUGACAAUCAGUAUGAAGAUUACAGGAAAAAACUAGAAGGUUAUACUGAUCUCAAGCAUUUGUUACAAUUGCUAUAUGGAUGCUUUAGUAUGGAUCCGCUGAAGCGACUUAGUGCAUCUCAGUUGCUAAAAUUACCCUUCUUCAGUGAAUUAAAGGCACAUGAAGAUGACGAGGUCGUCCUCUAG